Molecule: messenger RNA, 518 nt
Organism: Onychomys torridus (southern grasshopper mouse)
Lineage: Eukaryota; Metazoa; Chordata; Mammalia; Rodentia; Cricetidae
Product: von Willebrand factor A domain-containing protein DDB_G0267758-like
Exons: 2
Coding region: 195-518 (107 amino acids)
Source: RefSeq, a predicted model, not a curated record
CCAAUGAGCAGCGCGCGGCGCCACCGCGCGCCCUUCGUUGGCGCGGCGGCCUCGGGAGGGGCGUGUGGGGGGAUUGCCGCCUCGCCAAUCGCCGCCCGCGUCGGUCGCACGUGACGCCUCCCCCUGCUCCCAUUCAUCAAGGGGGGGGGGGGGACGACGACGGUGUCGUCCUUUCAAUUCAUUUAUCUGCAGGAAUGAUUGCCGCUAUCAGUCUCGCGCUCACCGCCCGGCUGAGGAGCCUUGACUCGAGGCCCUCUCGGCAGAGACUGAGCGGCGAGAAAGUGCGAGCCCGGCCGGCGCGGUUGGAGCGGCAGGCGCCGGAGCCCGCCUUCUACCGGCCGGCAGUCAUCCGGCUUGCGUGCCUUUGGCCGGGCGGGCGCCGGCUUGCGCCCGGCCGCUGCCUGCUGGCUAAGACUUCGUUAGGUGGGUCGAUUCCCCCUCCCUCCUCCUCUUCUUCCUCCUCUUCCUCCGCCUCCCGUUCCUCCUCCUCCUCCUCCUCCUCCUCCUCCUCCUCCUGA